AUGGGUGAUUUACCUAAAUCCCGAGUGAGUAACGCGACUCCCUUUGAUAAUACCGGGAUCGAUUUCUGCGGCCCUUUCUACAUUAAGGAGAAAAAGUAUCGAAAUCAAAAGCGAAUCAAGGUAUACGUGUGUGUGUUCGUAUGUAUGGCCGUAAAGGCAGUACAUUUAGAAAUCGUAAGCGACAUGACCACCGAUGGUUUUUUAGCAGCCUUGCGUCGCUUUAUAGCGAGACGAGGGAUACCGACACGCGUCUAUUCGGACAAUGGGACUAACUUUGCAGGUGCGAAUAAUCACCUGAGAGAACUAUAUGUUCUAUUCAACUCCGAUGAACACAGGAAUCGUACGAAUCGAUUCUCGGUUGAACAUCACAUUACGUGGCAUUUUAUACCUCCCAUAGCUCCACAUUUCGGUGGACUAUGGGAAUCCACUGUAAAACUAUUUAAACAUCAUUUUGAGCGUGUUGUCGGUGAGCUCUUGUUUACAUUUGAGGAACUAAAUACCUUUACUAUAGAAAUCGAAGGAAUAUUAAAUUCCAGACCCAUCUGCGCUCUCUCAUCCGAUCCCAAUGAUCUGUCUGUCCUUACACCUGCACAUUGCUUAAUCGGCAGACCACUGAUUAAUAUGCCCGAGCCUGAUCUCUCGUCUGUCCCAGCCAACCGUCUGUCCACCUGGAAGCACACCAUGAAGGUGCGGCAAGAUUUCUGGGCUCGCUGGAACCUGGAAUAUGUCAACGAGCUCCAAAUCCGUACUAAAUGGACUAAAGACGGAGAAAAAAUCAGCGUCGGAACGAUCGUCCUCAUCAAGGAAAAGGGCCUUCCCUGCGGUCAAUGGGCGCUAGGGAGAAUCGAAGAAAUCCAUCCAGGUCAAGAUGGAGUGGUGCGAGUCGUUUCCGUGAAAACGGCAACCGGAACAUUAAAGCGAACCGUGAAGUGUCUAUGUCCACUUCCCUUCGAUCAAUAA
This is a messenger RNA of Vollenhovia emeryi, 960 nucleotides long. RefSeq lists its product as uncharacterized. Lineage: Eukaryota; Metazoa; Arthropoda; Insecta; Hymenoptera; Formicidae. The coding region runs from base 1 to 960 and encodes 319 amino acids. Gene Ontology annotation, biological process: DNA integration. Gene Ontology annotation, molecular function: nucleic acid binding. The record is from RefSeq and is a predicted model, not a curated record. The transcript has a single exon.